Colletotrichum navitas is the source of this 1020-nucleotide messenger RNA. RefSeq names its product SnoaL-like polyketide cyclase. Lineage: Eukaryota; Fungi; Ascomycota; Sordariomycetes; Glomerellales; Glomerellaceae. The coding region runs from base 1 to 1020 and encodes 339 amino acids. Gene Ontology annotation, biological process: polyketide metabolic process. The transcript has a single exon. The record is from RefSeq and is a predicted model, not a curated record.
AUGCUGACGCCCCCCGACUCCCCCGACAACAAGAGCCCCGGGCCUCUUCCUGGCUUCGAGCCCCCCAUCGCCGACGCUGCCCAUGCCCCCGGCCGAAAGAUCAGGAGCCCGACUUCGAAGCGUUGGAACGGCGAUGGCAAAGGCAUUCAGGUCGACAUCGGCGCUCGCCUGCGCGAGUACCUCGACUGCCUUAACAACCGCAAAUUCGACAUCAUUGGCAACCACAUCGCCGACACUAUCGAGCGCAACAACCGUACCCAGACCCGCCAAGAGCACAUUGACCGCCUACGCUCGCGCGUCGAGGGCCUCGCCACCUUCCAGAUCAAGAUCGACACCUUGUUGGUCGACAAGAAGGCCAAGGCCGUCGCCGUGCGCUACAUCAACCGCGUCACCCUCAAUGAUGCCAUGAUGAAUCCCGACACCGUCGGCAAGACAUAUGAGUUCGACGAGCAGUGCUUUGUCUGGUUUGACGAUCGCGGCAAGAUGGCCCGCAUGCUCACCCUGCAAGACAACGACGCCAUCCGCCUCCAGACUCCCGAGGCAGCCGUCACCCCGCGCUUUUUCACCAGGAGCGCUCCCAAGGAGCCUGUCGAUCUGGCCGCCGCCUAUCGCAAGUACGUCGCCAGCAUCAACCGCGGCACCAUGGCUAAAGAGUUCCCGCGCUACUGCAAGCGCGAGGUUCGCCACAACAACCGCGUCCUCCCCCUCGAGGAGUAUUGGCGCGGCAUGGAGGCCAGCAGGGAGGCCAUUUCGGGCCUGCAGUUCGACAUCCAGGAGCUCCUCGUCGACGACGAGACGCAGCAGGUCGCCUCUAGACUGCAGAUCACGGGUACCCCUGUUGCCGAGUUCGCCGGCGCGAAACCGAACGGCAAGAGCGUCAAGUUCCAUCAGCAUUGCAUGUACCGCUUCGACAACGGCAAGAUCGCCCUCGUCUGGGCCACAAUGGAGCUGGACUCCUACCGCAGACAGCUUGAGGAAAAGCCCGACCGCAGAAAGUCGUCCAUGCUGGGCAUCAACUAA